Molecule: messenger RNA, 312 nt
Organism: Ostertagia ostertagi
Lineage: Eukaryota; Metazoa; Nematoda; Chromadorea; Rhabditida; Trichostrongylidae
Source: the annotation of a GenBank genome assembly
AUGUUUGCGUGGAACUGGCUUGGUGUUGUAAUGCUUAAACAAAAGUCCCAGUGCGCAGCUCUUUUGCCGUCUAUCCAUACCCAGAAAAUUAGCACGGAAGACGAGAUCGGACUGACGGUAAUUGAAGAAGAAAAGGAAGAGUCGUCCAGGAUGAGUCCUUCACCGUCACCGAGCAGCGGUUUUGAAAGCGAUCUGAAAGGCUACUCAUUCAACUCAUCUGAUACUCGUUCGGCUGUACCAGAACCAGUUCAAACAAUUGCAACGUCCUACUCGACAUUACAGACCUUCCGGCCUCCACCUCAUCCGUUGUGA